ACUUACAACAUACACAUCCACCUGUUUUCACAUCCUCGAAAUCAACAUCCAAAAUACGCCACACCCAGGACGCCCGCCAAAUUUCAAAACCAGCGCAUAGAACACCAGUAACGCGCCCCGGCGCUCAUAUCAACAUCAUCAUGGCGCCACCCGCCGACGAAUCCCCAGCCACAGACGCGACUCCGGCCCCGGCCCCGAUCCUCUUCCGCGCAAACAGGAAGCGCAAAGCAGGCCUCCGCCAACGCGCCGCAUCGCCCACCGCCGACGACGACAACGACACCAUCGUAGCCUCGAAAUCAAAUUCGACAGCAGAAAACACCACGACACCGGCAUCAGCCACCGAGAUCACCGCCGACGAUGGCCCCGAAGCGAAUAUCCCCUCCGCCCUCCGUCACCGCGCUCGUAAGCGACUCAACGGCGUAGGCUUCUCCGUGCGAGGCGCAACGACUCUCGUCGCCGGGGACGAUACAGACCCCGUGAGCCUAUCGUCAUCAUUAUCGCACGCACUGGUUCCCGCCACAGCACAAACCCCAGACGACGACCCCCUCAUCGCAAAGCGCUUCGCGCCGCAGACCGGCGCAGCAGCGACUACAAUCGUCAACAAACACAUGAUGGAAUACAUAGAAUCGCACCUCUCUAACCGCAACCCCCCACCACCACCAUCCGAACCAUCAACCUCCUCCCAACACCAAGCCGCCGCCGCCGCCGUCACCAAUCCGUCAACAUCAGCACCCUCCGCCGGACCAGCCGAACUCCCAGACCCCAAAAACCACCCCAUCAUGCAAGGGAAACUCAUGGAAGUCGACCUCGGCGACGAAGUCCGCGCUCGGAACCAAGCCAUGACGGAAAAGGCAGCCCGCCGCCUCCUAGGCGAAGCCGUCGACGAAGAUACCGGCGGCCGGCGAGCCAAGAAACCCCGCCUCGGCAGGGACGGUAAACCCUGGCGGCCCAGAAAUCGGCGCACCAGCGACGACAUCAAGCGCGACCAGCUCGUCGAGGAGAUUCUGCGCGAGAACAGACUCGACGUCUACGACGUGCCCAAACCACAGGAACCCCAAAACGAAGGCGACGGCGACGCAGACGACCGCAUCGCCGAGGAAUUCCGGCGCGAGUUCAUGGACGCCAUGGUGCAGCGCCAACAAAAGAAGAAGACGGCAGCGCCGGCGGCCCGCGCCGGGGCUCGCAAGGCCGAUGAAGAAGUCCUCAAGGGUCCGAAGCUGGGCGGUAGUCGCAACGCUAGAGCCGCCAUGCGCGAUUUGCUUUUGAAGAAAGAAAAGGAGAAGGACUCGAGAAGAUGAUGAUGAUGAGCCUAUCCAUCCACCUUUGCUUCUUGUAUACAUUAGUGACAAAGACGAGUUUUGAAUGAUACCCAUGAUCAGAAAGUUCAUUGU
Colletotrichum acutatum is the source of this 1391-nucleotide messenger RNA. RefSeq lists its product as uncharacterized. The record is from RefSeq and is a predicted model, not a curated record. Gene Ontology annotation, cellular component: spliceosomal complex. NCBI's taxonomy places the organism in Eukaryota, Fungi, Ascomycota, Sordariomycetes, Glomerellales, Glomerellaceae. Gene Ontology annotation, biological process: mRNA splicing, via spliceosome. The transcript has 3 exons. Bases 141 to 1298 code for a protein of 385 amino acids.